AUGUCCAGUCACAUAUUUAAAGAUAUUCAAGAUAAAGAGAAUGAAUUGAAGAUUUCAGGAAUAAGGCGUAAGGGGAUUAUAAGUAAUGAAAAUUCUGGUCCACUCUUAAGUAAGGAUUCGAAUAGUAAACAGGUACAACAACAACCACAACCACAACAGCAGCAACUGAAAUUUACAAAUAAAAGAAUUCCACUUGGAGGUAAGAACCACAAUUCAAACAAUUUGCUUUUGAAUAGAUCACAUUCAAGCUUAAAUACAAAGCCAACAACACAAGGUGUUACAAAUGCUAAACCGCCAAGUUUAACAAAGUCAAAUUCGAGUUUGGGUUUUUCUGUUGCACUGGAUCAACAAACAGAACAACCAAAACAGUUUCCCCAACUGUUUGUUGUACAUAAUGAGCAGGUGUUGCCGGUUAAAAGAAAGCUUUUACUGGAUACAAAAGAUGAACUUUCACAAAAUAACAAGAGGGUGAAACUUGAGAAAAAAGAGUCAGCUGCUAACACAUUUACUGAUUCAUUGACUAAAACUAUUCAAAAUGCUUUGGCACCUGUUGAAGAUUUGCAAACUACUAUUUCACCAAAAACUGAUCAACUAAAUUCGUCUAAUUUAACUUAUAACGAUGUCAAUCGGAACAAUGUCGAUCCUAUGAAACGUGAGCUGCGUAUGAAAGCUAUUGACGAUUUAGUGGAAUUGCAUUGGCAGGACCCGAUAGAAAAUAUUCCCGAAACUCGUGGAUGUGAGAACAACGGCGGAGACCAGUUAGAUGAAUUGGAUAUAAAGCUUUUUUCGACACCAACUGAGAGUGUUGAUGCUGUUGAUAUGAAUCAAAACCAUAUAUCAAAUAACGAGCAAAACCUGUCUUUGGAAUUGGAAUUUGGAGACGAGAGUAAUGUUGGAGAAAUACCAAUCAUUGACGGUAUUGACGAGGAAAUUGGUUUGACUAGCGAUGAUUUGGAUAAUUUAUUAGGAUAA
Messenger RNA from Candida dubliniensis CD36, 972 nucleotides. RefSeq lists its product as uncharacterized. The transcript has a single exon. NCBI's taxonomy places the organism in Eukaryota, Fungi, Ascomycota, Pichiomycetes, Serinales, Debaryomycetaceae. The coding region runs from base 1 to 972 and encodes 323 amino acids. The record is from RefSeq and is a predicted model, not a curated record.